Messenger RNA from Cloeon dipterum, 1307 nucleotides. RefSeq names its product ATP synthase, gamma subunit (gene ATPsyngamma). Gene Ontology annotation, molecular function: proton-transporting ATP synthase activity, rotational mechanism. The coding region runs from base 127 to 999 and encodes 290 amino acids. The record is from RefSeq and is a predicted model, not a curated record. Gene Ontology annotation, biological process: proton motive force-driven ATP synthesis. Lineage: Eukaryota; Metazoa; Arthropoda; Insecta; Ephemeroptera; Baetidae. The transcript has 6 exons.
AGCCUUUUGCGCCGUGUUGUUGGAGUGGCCAUCUGGAAAAGCUAAAAAACAAAAGCCGGCUACUGUGCGCCCUGCUGUCCAUCCUCCUUGUCUCCUUCCUCCAUUAUCUAAAGGAACAGUAGAAUUAUGUUCCGAUCAGUCAUCAGCUUGGUGCCACUAUGUGGACAGCAGCAGGUUCGCAACAUGGCCACCCUGAAGGCGAUCUCCAUGCGCCUGAAGUCCGUGAAAAACAUCCAGAAAAUCACCAAGUCAAUGAAGAUGGUGUCCGCAGCCAAGUACGCAAAGGCUGAGCGCGAGCUGAAAAUGGCACGACCCCUCGGCGAGGGUGCCAAGGCCUUCUACGACAAGGCCGAGGUCGCCCCCGAGGAGAACAAACCUCAGCGACUGAUCGUGGCUGUGACCUCUGACAGAGGUCUCUGCGGAGCUGUCCACACCAGCGUUGUCCGGCAGAUUCGCAACGAGCUCAGCGAGCCUGGUGCAGAGAACAUCAAGGUCGUGUGUGUUGGAGACAAGUCCAGGGCCAUCCUGCAGAGGUUACACGGAAAGCACAUUCUGUUUGCAUGCAAAGAACUUGGACGCAAGCCGCCCACAUUCACCGACGCAGGAUCGCUCGCUAUCGCCAUCCUUGACUCUGGCUACGAAUUCGCCUCCGGAAAGAUCAUUUACAACAAAUUCAAGUCUGUUGUGUCCUACAACACCACCGAGCUGCCCCUGUUCAGCCUGUCGGCGAUUUCCAACGCCCCCAAGCUGUCCGUCUACGACUCGUUGGACGCUGAGGUCAUCCAGAGCUACCUCGAAUUUUCGAUUGCUGCCCUCUUGUACUACUCUAUGAAGGAGGGAGCCUGCAGCGAACAGUCAUCCCGCAUGACUGCCAUGGACAAUGCCUCUAAGAACGCCGGUGAGAUGAUUGAGAAGCUCAGCUUGACAUUCAACCGUACUCGCCAGGCCGUCAUCACCAGAGAGUUGAUUGAAAUUAUUUCUGGUGCGUCUGCACUGUAAAUACGACGCUCGAGGAAGUAGCAGCAAACAGUUGAUUUCCAGUAGAAUGUACAAAAAAAGGAUAAAAAGAAAAAUUGCCCGCUCCCAAGAUUCUUUGUUGCUACGCUGGUACUUGACACUUUGCGGGAGCUCAUAAUUUGGAAUUGUCAGCCUGGAGAAUCAAUAUUAAGAAUAAAUCAGCCCCCCACUGACAUUGUAAGAUGGUUUUCUAGUAUUGGACUAUUCCGAAUUUGACCUCUUGCAUGUGUGCAUUUCCAGAUCUUUGUUUAAUAAAUUGUGUCUACACACUCUGUCAACUGUUCACAAAA